UGUUUGUAAAUAAAUUGAAAAUAAUGUAGUGAAGAUUUAUACAUACAUACGAUACAAGGAUUUCCUAGCACAUGUAAGAAGACAGAGUGAAUACUUUGUACUACCGGUUACCUCGCUACUCGCGAAAGAGGUGCAGGUUUUCUGUAUAUUUGACCAUAAUGACUGCGUUAAGUGGUUUUAUGGAAUUUUUUCAAAAAGGGAAGGUGAAUACAUUUAGGCCAAAAAAGAAAUUUGCUCAUGGCACAUUACGAUAUUCUUUGCAUAAACAAGCACAAGCUUCAUUGAAUUCAGGAAUUAAUUUGAGAUCUGUUGUGAAAUUACCACCAGGAGAAGAUCUGAACGAUUGGAUUGCAGUUCAUGUGGUAGACUUUUUUAAUAGAAUAAAUCUGAUAUAUGGUACCGUAUCUGAAUAUUGCGAUUCUGCGUCUUGUCCGACAAUGAGUGGCGGAGCACGUUUUGAAUACUUAUGGGCAGAUGGUGAAAAAUAUAAAAAACCUACUGCACUCCCAGCACCACAAUAUGUUAGCCUUCUUAUGGAUUGGAUUGAAGCACAAAUUAAUAAUGAAACCAUUUUUCCUGUAUCAACAGAUGUACCAUUUCCAAAAACAUUUGUACCACUCUGUAGGAAAAUUUUGACACGUUUGUUCAGAGUUUUUGUCCAUGUCUAUAUACAUCAUUUUGAUCGUAUCGUAGCAAUAGGAGCGGAAGCACAUGUAAAUACAUGUUACAAACACUUUUACUAUUUUGUAACAGAAUUUGAAUUAAUAAAUACAAAAGAAUUAGAACCAUUGGCUGAAAUGACUGCUAAAGUUUGCAAGGAUACUGCAUCACCAACACAAGCAACAGCACCAUCAAGUAAUGCUAGAUAGUUGUAAGCUUAAUAAAUGCAUGAAGUCAUAACCAAAUUAGAAUGAAACAAAUUUGCUUUAAU
This is a messenger RNA of Bombus impatiens (common eastern bumble bee), 931 nucleotides long. It is a transcript of the gene Mob3, whose product is annotated as MOB kinase activator-like 3. The coding region runs from base 159 to 869 and encodes 236 amino acids. Gene Ontology annotation, cellular component: nucleus; cytoplasm. NCBI's taxonomy places the organism in Eukaryota, Metazoa, Arthropoda, Insecta, Hymenoptera, Apidae. The record is from RefSeq and is a predicted model, not a curated record. Gene Ontology annotation, biological process: positive regulation of protein phosphorylation; signal transduction. Gene Ontology annotation, molecular function: protein kinase activator activity. The transcript is spliced from 5 exons.